Exophiala dermatitidis NIH/UT8656 is the source of this 570-nucleotide messenger RNA. Its product is annotated as 50S ribosomal protein L18e. Lineage: Eukaryota; Fungi; Ascomycota; Eurotiomycetes; Chaetothyriales; Herpotrichiellaceae. Gene Ontology annotation, cellular component: cytosolic large ribosomal subunit; ribosome. The transcript is spliced from 3 exons. Gene Ontology annotation, molecular function: RNA binding; structural constituent of ribosome. Bases 1 to 570 code for a protein of 189 amino acids. The record is from RefSeq and is a predicted model, not a curated record. Gene Ontology annotation, biological process: translation.
AUGGGUAUCGACCUCGAUCGCCAUCACGUCAAGGCUAGCCACCGCAAGGCGCCCAAGAGCGACAAUGUCUACCUCAAGCUCUUGGUGAAGCUGUACCGCUUCCUUGCCCGUCGAACCGAUGCCAACUUCAACAAGGUGGUGCUGAAGCGUCUCUUCAUGUCCAGAAUCAACCGCCCUCCCAUGUCCAUCUCCCGCAUUGUCAGCAAGGUCUCGACCCCAUCGGCGCAAAAGGCAUACAAGGACAAGACCAUUGCCGUGGUUGGCACCGUGACCGACGACAACCGCCUGUUGACCGUCCCCGAGUUGCACAUUGCUGCUCUCCGAUUCACCGCGACUGCCCGUGCUCGCAUUGAGAAGGCCGGCGGCGAGUGCCUCACUUUCGACCAAUUGGCCCUGAGACACCCAACCGGCAGCAACGUCGUGUUGCUCCGAGGACCCAAGAACGCCCGUGAAGCCGUCAAGCACUUCGGUUUCGGACCCCACAAGCACAAGAAGCCCUAUGUCGAGAGCAAGGGUCGCAAAUUCGAGCGCGCCAGAGGCCGAAGACGGUCCAAGGGUUUCAAGGUCUAA